Messenger RNA from Mercenaria mercenaria, 1822 nucleotides. RefSeq names its product G-protein coupled receptor 157-like. The record is from RefSeq and is a predicted model, not a curated record. Gene Ontology annotation, molecular function: G protein-coupled receptor activity. Bases 252 to 1283 code for a protein of 343 amino acids. Gene Ontology annotation, cellular component: plasma membrane. Gene Ontology annotation, biological process: cell surface receptor signaling pathway; adenylate cyclase-activating G protein-coupled receptor signaling pathway. The transcript is spliced from 3 exons. NCBI's taxonomy places the organism in Eukaryota, Metazoa, Mollusca, Bivalvia, Venerida, Veneridae.
ACGAGAGCAUUGUCCUCACUUAAAGCAGGAAGUUACAUUAGCUGUCGCGAAACAAACAAAACAAAAAAAGGUUGUGAAACAUAAAAACGUGGACUUCCACUUAUCCUAGAUCUAGUACAAAAUAAACGGAAGGAAGUUACGAACGUGUGAUAAUUGGUGUAAUGGAAGUAUAUACAUGUUAAGUACUGACUUUAAAAUAGAUAUUACUUUUAAGUUUAUGUGUAAAUAAAACAACUAAUACUAAGAUCAAGAUGAAUUUUUCAACUACAACUAUCGCGGUCAGGAAUAUAACAUCUUCGUUUUGCAAGAUGAUUGUUCCGACAUAUACACUAUCAUUAACACUGCUCAGCUGCAGUUUGUCUAUAUUUGGAUCUUUCGUGAUCAUAAUUACCUACUUAAACCUUCAACAAAUACAGAACUUUACAAGAAAGUUGUUGUUGUCUCUAACUGUAGCGGAUUUGUUAACAGCCGUUGGAAAUUUAAUAGGGAGUGUACGAUAUUUUGCAUUGAGAUCCAAGGCCAACGGUUGCGAACUGGUACAGGUAUCGGAUAGUGUUUGUAUUGUACAAAGUUUCAUCACAACGUUUUCAAGUAUGGCAUCAUUCUUCUGGACGACCGUAAUUGCUCUACAUAUUUACAUGCAAAUUGCUCGUGAGUCACCGGGCAUGCGCACAGGACUGAUGUUGCUUGGUUACCAGGUUAUGUGCUGGGGAAUUCCAGGAAUCAUCACAGUUACAGCUUUAAGUUUAGAAGUUCUCGGUAGCGACGACUCUGUAGGAACCGGAAGUUGGUGCUGGAUCCGAGCCGAGGUAAACGAUCAUGCUCAGAUCGUAUGGAUGAUCAUGUCUGGAAAAGGUUGGGAGAUAUUGUGUUACGUUUUAACUGCGGGACUAUACAUGUUGUCAAAGAUAGCUAUAUGGGCAAAGAGACGAGCCAAUAGGUGGCGUCGUUUUGGAAUGCGGGACGUUGAGGACAUGCGUACUGAAGAUGAAAAUUUUCUUUACGUUCCGCUUGUUUUGUAUGUUCUCCGAAUAUGGGGAACAACACGGUUUUUCCUAGCCAUUUUCAAAAACCAUAUAAACAGUGUACAUCUUACGCGUGCGCAGGAAGUGCUUUUGGUAUUCCAGAGUAUAGGGGACAGCGCGCAAGCGUUCUUUAACUGUGUGCUAUUUUGUUUUUGUGACGCAACUGUGAGGAACUAUUUAUAUACUGUGUUGUUUCGACGACACCGGGAAGAUUUAGCUGAUUCUGAAACUGACGAAAGGACACCGAUACAGACAUAGUAAUUUGACGUUGUGAAUAGCUUAACAUCAAACUUGUAUCCAGCUUGUAAACAAAACGUGUAUACAUAUGAUAUUUAGAGCUUCGACUAUUGACUACGAUGAAAGUACACGAACGUUUCAGGUUGACGUGUUGUUUUUAUGAGGCGUCUUUUCACAUAGUGCCGUUAGACUCAGAUUGCUUCAGAUUCACAAUAUUUGUGGGCAUUGAUUUAUGUGCAAUUAUCUUCAGUGUGUUAGCUUGCAGAUUGGACAAAGUGCUUUGAAGGCGCUUCAUAUUUGACAAGCAAUGGCUAGCACUUCCCUAAAUUUUAACCUCAACAUGAUAGAAUAAAGUCGAAAGAAAUAGGUGGCAAUUGUAGAAAGACGUUGCGCCGAAGAGAACGAUCCCUUCUUAGAAUUACGGCAUUCUGAUUGUUUUCAUCGUUGUAUGUAAAUAUUGUUUCUGUUGGACGUUACUGAUAAACAAAAUUCUUAUCUUUCCUAUUACUCUAUACGUCAAUAUUUGCUGAAUACAUCGUAACUAGAAAGCCGAAUGGAAA